Zea mays is the source of this 547-nucleotide messenger RNA. RefSeq lists its product as uncharacterized. The record is from RefSeq and is marked validated. The coding region runs from base 91 to 366 and encodes 91 amino acids. The transcript has a single exon. NCBI's taxonomy places the organism in Eukaryota, Viridiplantae, Streptophyta, Magnoliopsida, Poales, Poaceae.
UCUCUCCACUCCACUCGAUCAUCCCAGGAUCGUUCACCAUCUCAUAAGCUAAUAAGCUAGUUCUUGAACCAUCGUACUAGCAAACAAAAGAUGGUUCAGCGGCCGGCUGCAGCCGGCGAUCGGGCAGGCGAAGGGUGGAGCCGGGUGGCGGACCAGCCGGCCGCGGCGGGAGGCAGCAGCGGGGGGCGGUGGCGGGAUCGUCGCCAUCAUCAUCAGCAGCAGCAGGAGCUGGUGCUGCGUCGGCUGCUGCCGAUCAACAAGGCCAAGGCGUGCCGGUUCAAGCGCAGCUGCUUCAGCGAGGAGGACGACGCCGCCUCCUCCGCCAUGCUUCUGCUCGCCUGCGUCGUCUGCGCCCCCUCCCUUUGAUGGUGAUAAAAAUACUUUUUAUUUACUUUGGCCGCCUGCUUGUAACUAAUCAACAUGUGGAUCACCAUGUGAUGCCAUGCCUCAUGCAUGUCAGUCUGUCGCAUCGGAAACGUUCGCUAUGUAAUGGGGUACUGGUCGUUGAUUCGUCUCUCUGAAUGAGUGUUUGGCAGCAAUUUCUUUC